This is a messenger RNA of Ostrinia nubilalis (European corn borer), 13684 nucleotides long. RefSeq names its product serine/threonine-protein kinase SMG1 (gene nonC). The coding region runs from base 116 to 12676 and encodes 4186 amino acids. Lineage: Eukaryota; Metazoa; Arthropoda; Insecta; Lepidoptera; Crambidae. Gene Ontology annotation, molecular function: protein binding; protein serine/threonine kinase activity. Gene Ontology annotation, cellular component: nucleus. The record is from RefSeq and is a predicted model, not a curated record. Gene Ontology annotation, biological process: nuclear-transcribed mRNA catabolic process, nonsense-mediated decay; protein phosphorylation. The transcript has 22 exons.
UAAGAAUGACAUUUGCGAGUUGACUGUUGGCUGAAAACGACUGUUUUGUCCGUAUUUUAUCGUAAUUUUACGGCCAUGUGUGGUAAUAUUUACGUGGUGAACAAAGGUUCUAGUGAUGUUAUCCACAACUGCAAACAAUAAAGUGAAAAAUCCCAAGGGUUCGGAGGUCUCCGACGCCCAGGAUCGUGACGAAAUUGGAAAUGAAAACACAACGGAUGAUAAGGUCAGAGGUUAUUUUAGUUCGUAUGAUCCAUCUUCAUCGUUCGGAGGGCCGUCCAGGGACAGCAGGUUUCGUGCCCGAGGAAGGGUCAGCGAGUUUCGGCCCUCCCGCGGAGGGGGCCGCGGCGGCGGGCGAGGUCGGGGCGCCUUCCCGCCGCGCGGCGAUCGGGAUCCCCUUGACAACUCCUACAAGUAUAACGAAUCGCUAGAGCACACCAACAGCGAGCCCUGGUCACAAGAAAACAGCAACAAGUUUUAUGAAAGGUCGGAGCUUGUUCUGAACUUACCUGAGGACCCGCGUAUAUCGAAGUUGCUCAGACGCCUGUGCGCUGAAGUGGACGUCGAGAAGUCGCUUGUGAUAUGUAGCAAGCUUCAGGAUGCGGUCAUGUUGCCAGAAAACGCGCGAUACAUUCGUAGGGCUUAUGAUAUCCUCGUCGAGUCCCUACUUGAUGUUCUGUAUGAUGCUCCCGGGCCCGAGACCAAGGAGGGAGCGGCGAACGUUCUUGGUAGGAUAGGCUACGUGAUGGGCCCCGACUUUAGAAAGCACCUGGACUGGUUUACAACCUCAUACUCUGUCCACAAUACAUCCAUCAAACAUCUUUUGACUCUCUCAUUUACAGAGACUUUUCAAUUAGAUUACCAAAACCCCAACUUGACAGAUUUUGCUGAAAUGACUUUAGAAAGAUUGCAGGGAAUAAUAGAGGGCACAGACUCUGCAGAUGUUUUUAUGGCUGCCAUAAAUGCCAUGAUAGUGAUGUCGAAUUCCUAUCCAGAACACUUUGCUGCCCACUUCGUUGACACUGUGGACAUUUUAGUCGGCUGGCAUGUCGAUAAUGCUCAGCCAAAGAAGAUCAAGGACUUUGCACUGCAAUCACUGUUGAAAUUGAGCCGGCACUGGCAAGCCGAUGUAGGGUUUUCAGUGAAUUUGCUCUACCAGUUCGUGGAAGAUAUGGUAGUGUACUCAGGUGACCUAGAUGAAAAAAGUGACAAAGAAUCUGAUCCUAAUUCAGUUGAGGACUCUAUACAAAAAAUAACAUCAUUUUUGAAUGUUUUCAAUACUGUGGUCAAGAGUUUGGGGUCUAUGCUCAGCCCUACAGUCUCUCAAACAGUGUCUUGGUCCUUCUUGACAGAGGCCUUGACCAAAAUUCUGCAAGUAAUGACAAAAACACUGAAAGAAUUUGCAGAUACUGACUUGAUUCUAUCUGGAAAUGAGAGCAUAACACUACUACUGAAACCUUUACAAGCUAAAUCAGCAUCGUGUGCUCAAGCAUUGUUUGCUUUGAUUUCUAUGGAAAUGGCAGAUCAUCUUCAAGGUGAUGAGAGUGUCUGCCUCAGCAUCAUCAGCUUAAUAUCCACAACAAUCAAGGAAAUUGCAUCAAAUCUACCUAUUGAGUUUAUUACACAAACUAUAGGACCUGAGUCUUUGCUAAGACCUUUGCGUUAUUCCAACAGCUCUCAAAUAUUGCGUGGUGUAUUGUCUGUGUACAGUCACCUCUUAAACUUGAAAAACAUUCCACUCUUACAAGAAACAUAUAAGUUUGUAUUGAUGGAUAUGCAAAAUGCUUACUGUGUAAUUAUUCCAGAUAUAGAAAUUAUACAACCAGAUUAUACUGAAGAAUUAACACUGGAUGAUGCAGAGAAGAAUUUAAUAUUCUAUUUACAAUGUUUAUCAGAACUUGCAAAUGCUAGCAAUUCUAUUAUAGGUAUGUGGGCUUUGCAACCGAGUAUACUUGAGCUUCUUGCUAUCAAGAUGUGUCCACAUGAUGUUGACUUGGUGAAAAAGAAGCCAGCUUUGCAGUAUUCGAUACUAUACCUACUAUAUUCACACUGCAAGAAGAACAACCAUUUUAUUGCCUCUAGUGAUCUUGUGACAAACACACAACAGAGGGCUGGUGAAAUUUUUGGUUUGAAUCUUGGGGAAGUAUCCAGUUCUAGUCCAACAUCUGGACAUCUGGCGGUCAUCUUGAACACUCUCAGCUUGAUACUGGACGAAGAAGUAGCAAAAGAAACCUUGUUGCUUGUUUUGAAUUGGAUAUCAGAUAUUUUUUGCCAGCUAGAUAAAUACUUACCAAUUGUGAGCAUGUCCAAAGGGUUCUUGGUUCUCAUAACCAACAUGUUAACAUGGGCAUAUAGUUUUGAUGACGAUAUUGUGUUGCUUGUAAUUAAAAACUGCCAGCUUUUACUCAAAAAUAAGACUCUAACAUGGAAUAUAAUGAUUUUAAAAUCAAUCACUACAUUAUGUCUUCUACAUAUUGACAAUCAAAAUAAAAUGUUGUCCAAUGUAUGUAAGGAGGUCCUGUUUGAACUCCCAUGGGAUAUUGUACAAUUGGAAAUGGACAAAUUGAUGGUGAAGGUGUUUGCCUGCCGAAAAGUAAACCUCACCAUACUUAAUAGUGACUCAAAAAUGAAUUCCUUCAAGGAGUACCUCAUGAGGGGUUCUUUUUCUACAUUAUCAAACCAACAUUUUAUGUCUAUAAUAAACUGUCUACUGCAAGUAACCUAUGAAGACAAAAGCUUUCUGCUUAAUGCCUUUUUAUUGUCAUGGCCCUUGCAAAGCCAGGAUGUUGAAGAAAAUAACCUACUGUUUUUUCGACAGUGUGCUACUAACUUUUCCUCUAUCUGCAUAGGAUGGGCUCUGUCAGAGUUAGCACAAACUUGUGUGUCCCAAAAACUCAGAACUGCAUUGGGAAAACCUCAAGAGACCUUCAUGAAGAUCGAAGGUGUGUUAAAAGGAAUAGCAAUAGAGAUUUCAUCACACGACACAAAGUAUACUGCUACAGAUCAACAUAAGUUGAUAGAUGUCGUGAUGGCCGAACAGAUAAGGACACGGUGGAUCACUGAGUUCAUGAUGUUCCUGGAGAAAUAUAUUUAUAAUGCGGCUGAAGGGACAGCAACGGUGCUUCCCGCAGUGGGAAAGCCUGUGAGAACAUUCUUUCACACAAACUGGUCGACAUGCCGCGAGUGGCUGAACAGAGUGCGACCCGCGGGGCUCGCCGUGAGCCUGUACGCCGGGAACAUCGGCGCCGCCAUCUAUCACGCCUCGCUCAUUCUGCAAACAGCUGCGAAUUCCAAGACAAAUAUUGACAUCGAAGCUAUAACCAUAAGUAUCGCCAGAGGACUUAUAAAAAUCGAGGAGCCUGAGGUUUUGCACGGCCUCUAUGUAUGGAUCAACCAAACGUUUAAUAAAAAACUGCCUUGGCUAAAGGCUGCUGCAGAACAAGCUAAUUCUAGGCAUGAAUUAGCUUUAGACUACUAUAAAAAGUUAAGCAAUGCUCAGUCACAAGACGAAAAUAAAGAAGAAGGCACCAGUCCUGCAGUUGACUCCAGAAGUGCUAAGUUCAUCGAGGAACAGAUAAAAGAAAGCUAUAAACAAAUUCAAAGCUGGGAAGAGAUGCAAGAAUGGAAAAAUGGUGAUAAUCAGAAUCAACAAAUGUCCCAGUGGAACAUUUACUCAGCACUAAAAUUAUUCGAGGAAGGUAGUGAAUUUCCUAAUGCGCUUUCUAAUUGGGAUAUUUUAGAUGUUGAUACAAAUGAGAUAACAAAGAAUUCCUGCUCUUACCAAGGGAUUUUGAACAAAAUUGAAUCAACUUUGUUAUGCACAGCAGUAAACAUUUAUUACAAUGAUUAUUCUGAAAAAUUUGAGAAUGUGUUGAAGGAUUGUGAAAAGCUACUCAACUCAAGCGUUGAAGAAUUUGCUAGAACGAAUGCCGUACAUUAUAUGAAAGAAAUAGCCGUGUUACAACUGGCAAAUCACGGAUUAGUUAACGUUUUAAGGAACGGAAAAGGGACAACAAACCCCUUUAAACCAUCAGCUGUGAAAGACCAUAAAUUUGGUGCAGAGUUUAAAAACUUGAGCCGCCUCCUGUGGUGGAAUCAGUACUUCACCAAGCUUAACGCAACUGAAGAAAACAUGUUCUAUUCCGAAUGUCUACGACUAGACGUAAUAAAAAGCGCAAGAAAAAAUCUAAAUAUGAGUAUGGCUAGAAGAGAACUCUUAAAACAUUUCAAACAAAACGCGGCAUUUCAAAUGUGCCUGGGCACUGUCAAUGAUUUGGAAGAAUUGAGUGAUGUCUUACUAAUGUCAACAAAUACGUAUGACUUGGAUAUCUGGACGUUAAACAAUGCUGCAGCUUUAGGAGAGCUUUGCAAACUCACCUAUGCAAAGGAAGAAACAAAAAUGCGUGCAAUUAAUUUGUGUGCUAGUGUGUCAUUAGGAUUCUCGCAAAGGCUAGCGAUGGGCGAGCAGAGUUACGAACUACGAGAAAAAGGCACUAGGAUGCUCCUGACCCUGUCUAAAUGGGUACAAAAUGACAACGAAAAUGUGCUAGAAGCGGAUACACCUUUGAUGAAAUUAAUAUCGGCGCUUCCUGAAAUUGGUUUAGUAGACAACAAUAUUUCGGAGAAUGUUAUCCCAUUGUCUGAUUCUGCCGUUGGCAAGUUAUUACAAUUUGGCGUCAAUCAGUGCCCCGGCCUUGCCAAAGCCUGGGCCAGUUUUGCCGUUUGGUGCUUCCGAUGGGGUCGAAAAAUGGUCGAGUUCAGUGCAAAAACUCGAGAGCAACUAACUGAAAAUGAUAAGUUGCAGAUCGAAAGUGUUAUGAUCGGUUGUUCACCUCAAGACUUUGAAGCAGUUUGUGAAAUACUGUCAAAAACUAAAGCCACUUGUGACGACGAAGAUAUUGACUGGAACGAAAUCAAUACGUCCGAGAUGAUCGAGAGCCAACUACGCACUGUUCCCUCGCUUAGUAAUGCUUUUCCAGAACACUUGGCCCUGUUGGUAGACAUCUGGCGCCAAGCACAGAAACGAGUUUUUUCUUAUUUUGAGCUGUCGGCUGAUGCUUACUUCAAGUUUUUGCAACUUAUUUGUGCUUCUGAUUAUAUUAACCAUAGUGGCGAAAACGCAGUCGUAAACGCAACUCUACGACUGCUACGACUGAUCGUAAAACACGCUAUGGAAUUGCAAACGGUGCUUGAAUCGGGGCUAGCGAACACGCCAACUCAACCUUGGAAAGUCAUCAUUCCCCAACUAUUUUCAAGACUGAAUCAUCCUGAGACAUACGUGCGAAAAUGUGUUUCUGAUUUAUUAUGCAGACUCGCUGAAGAUACACCACAUCUUAUCACAUUUCCAGCUGUCGUUGGUGCCGUUGAAAACGAACAAAGUGAACUGGCUGAGCUCAACGUUACAAAACAGUUUCUAACUGAUCCUGAUAGUAGCGAGGACAACGUCGACUUAGACGAUUCAGCGAGCGAUAAAGUAGUAAAUAACGAGCUGAAUUCUUGCUUUUUGGAUAUGGUAGAGACGUUAGCUAAACAAGCUCCCCAGACAAUUCUUCAAGUUAAAUUGCUUGUUAAAGAAUUACAGAGAAUAAAUUUACUCUGGGACGAACUAUGUCUUGGCACCUUAGUUCAACAUCAUUCUGACUUUAGUAAAAGAUUGUCACAGUUAGAGGUGGAAGUGGCCAAAGUUAAAAACAAUCCAAACUUGUCUGCUGAAGAGAAAGAAAGAUUGAUAAAAGAAAAGCAUAGAAUAAUAUUCGAACCUGUGGUGUACGUUUUAGAACACUUGUAUAACAUAAUUUCCGCGAAACCAGAAACGCCACACGAGACAUCUUUUCAAAAUAAGUUCCAAGAAAUUAUAAAAGAUGUUAUCGAAAAAUUGAAGAACCCUGCAAACCCUGAGAAACCUCAAGAGUCGUGGGCUCCUUUGAAACAGUUGCAAAUUAAGUUGCAACAGAAAGUUAAUAAAAGAACAUCAUACAUUUUGAAAAUGUCGGAUAUCAGUCCUGUGCUAGCUGAGAUGAAAAACACAGUUAUUACAAUGCCUGGUCUACAUACCAACCAGAGGACUGUAAGAAUUACUAUCAAAUCUGUGGAGAACAACGUUGCUAUACUGCCGACUAAAACAAGACCUAAAAAGCUGAUAUUUUAUGGUUCCGAUGGGAAAGCUUACACUUAUUUGUUCAAAGGUUUGGAAGAUUUGCAUUUGGACGAGAGAAUAAUGCAGUUGCUAUCUAUAACAAACACGAUGUUGGCGCGAGAUUCCGAGCACAACGACAACCAGACCUACAGAGCGCGUCACUACUCGGUGAUUCCGCUGGGGCCUCGCUCCGGUUUGAUCAGCUGGGUCGAUAACGUGACUCCUUUAUUUGCGCUCUACAAGCGUUGGCAGAAUCGUGAGGCUGCUAUUUUGUCGGCCAAGACUAACAAAACUGUAAACGUGCUGCGUCCUUCGGAGUUGUUUUACAAUAAGUUGAAUCCGUUGUUGAAAGAAGCGGGUAUAUCGACGGAGAAUAGGAAAGAGUGGCCGGUGUCGAUCCUGAAGCAGGUGUUGCAAGAGUUGUCGGCGGAGACCCCGCGGGAUUUGCUGUGGAGAGAGUUGUGGUGCAGCAGCGUGACGCCCGAGCAGUGGUGGCAGAUGACACGUCGGUACAGUUACUCCGUGGCCGUGAUGAGUGCGAUCGGGUACAUAAUCGGGCUGGGUGACCGUCACCUGGAUAACGUGCUGGUGGACUUGACCUCCGGUGAGGUGGUGCAUAUAGACUAUAACGUGUGCUUCGAGAAGGGCAAGACGCUGCGAGUGCCGGAGAAGGUGCCGUUCAGGAUGACCCCCAACUUGGUGACGGCGCUCGGAGUUACUGGAGUCGAGGGCAUAUUCCGGCUGGCGUGCGAGCACGUUCUGCGUACGAUGCGGCGCGGGCGCGAGACGCUGCUGACGCUGCUGGAGGCGUUCGUGUACGACCCGCUGGUGGAGUGGGGCGCGGGCGCGGCGGGCGGCGGCAAGCGCCGGCGCGGCCUGCGCGACGUGCGCGCCGCGCGGGCGCUGCUGGCCGUGCGCGCGGUCGAGCUGCAGCACGACCUGCACGAGCUCACUGGGGACCUGACGAGCUCACGUGAGUACUCCCCGCGGACGCUGCUGGAGGCGUCGUGUACGCCCCGCUGGUGGAGUGGGGCGCGGGCGCGGCGGGCGGCGGCAAGCGCCGGCGCGGCCUGCGCGACGUGCGCGCCGCGCGGGCGCUGCUGGCCGUGCGCGCGGUCGAGCUGCAGCACGACCUGCACGAGCUCACGUGAGUACUCCCCGCGGACGCUGCUGGAGGCGUCGUGUACGCCCCGCUGGUGGAGUGGGGACCUGACGAGCUCACGUGAGUACUCCCCGCGGACGCUGCUGGAGGCGUCGUGUACGCCCCGCUGGUGGAGUGGGGCGCGGGCGCGGCGGGCGGCGGCAAGCGCCGGCGCGGCCUGCGCGACGUGCGCGCCGCGCGGGCGCUGCUGGCCGUGCGCGCGGUCGAGCUGCAGCACGACCUGCACGAACUCACGUGAGUACUCCCCGCGGACGCUGCUGGAGGCGUCGUGUACGCCCCGCUGGUGGAGUGGGGCGCGGGCGCGGCGGGCGGCGGCAAGCGCCGGCGCGGCCUGCGCGACGUGCGCGCCGCGCGGGCGCUGCUGGCCGUGCGCGCGGUCGAGCUGCAGCACGACCUGCACGAGCUCACGUGAGUACUCCCCGCGGACGCUGCUGGAGGCGUCGUGUACGCCCCGCUGGGGGAGUGGGGCGCGGGCGCGGCGGGCGGCGGCAAGCGCCGGCGCGGCCUGCGCGACGUGCGCGCCGCGCGGGCGCUGCUGGCCGUGCGCGCGGUCGAGCUGCAGCACGACCUGCACGAGCUCACGUGAGUACUCCCCGCGGACGCUGCUGGAGGCGUCGUGUACGCCCCGCUGGUGGAGUGGGGACCUGACGAGCUCACGUGAGUACUCCCCGCGGACGCUGCUGGAGGCGUCGUGUACGCCCCGCUGGUGGAGUGGGGCGCGGGCGCGGCGGGCGGCGGCAAGCGCCGGCGCGGCCUGCGCGACGUGCGCGCCGCGCGGGCGCUGCUGGCCGUGCGCGCGGUCGAGCUGCAGCACGACCUGCACGAACUCACGUGAGUACUCCCCGCGGACGCUGCUGGAGGCGUCGUGUACGCCCCGCUGGUGGAGUGGGGCGCGGGCGCGGCGGGCGGCGGCAAGCGCCGGCGCGGCCUGCGCGACGUGCGCGCCGCGCGGGCGCUGCUGGCCGUGCGCGCGGUCGAGCUGCAGCACGACCUGCACGAGCUCACGUGAGUACUCCCCGCGGACGCUGCUGGAGGCGUCGUGUACGACCCGCUGGUGGAGUGGGGACCUGACGAGCUCACGUGAGUACUCCCCGCGGACGCUGCUGGAGGCGUCGUGUACGCCCCGCUGGUGGAGUGGGGACCUGACGAGCUCACUACUCCCCGCGGACGCUGCUGGAGGCGUCGUGUACGCCCCGCUGGUGGAGUGGGGCGCGGGCGCGGCGGGCGGCGGCAAGCGCCGGCGCGGCCUGCGCGACGUGCGCGCCGCGCGGGCGCUGCUGGCCGUGCGCGCGGUCGAGCUGCAGCACGACCUGCACGAGCUCACGGAACAGUUCACCGCGCUGCUGCCUGAGAUCAAGCAAGCCGCGGACAACUGGCUGAAAGAGGACGAAGAGCUGACGUCUAUCGAAACGAAACUUCAGGAGUGCCACCAGCAAAUGGCGCUCAUCAAAGAAAUAGAAGCGUAUGGACCCAAUUUGAACAACCAUCCCCUGUACGCUAUCUCCCAAAAGUAUAGCUCGUACAAACAAGCCAAGAACGCUGUAGAAGAUUCGAUGAAAGCGCUCGUUAAGAUACUGAAAGAUUUUGACGCGCAGAUAGAAGCGUUCGCGGAGACGAACGAAGCUUUGAAUGGUCCGCAGCUAAUGUCGUGGGUCCAGGAGUUUUCAGGAACAAAUGAGGACGAUGAACUGCCGAUAUUCGAACAUAUCAAAGAUUUCCUCACAAACGCCGGACAAAGUUCGAUGAUAUCCCAGUGUGAGCAAGCCGAGACCGAGCUGAAUCAGAGCGUGCAACAAACGGGUCACCUGGUUAGGUCGUGCUUGGAGCUUCUAUCGCAGUACGUAGCGGUCUCCCAGUACUACCCACAGAGCCACACUGAGUACCACCGAAUAAUGAUGUUCCGUAAAUUCUUGGCCGCGGCACUGGACAGCAGAUCACCUGAAGUUUGUCGCGACGUUUCCAACCAGGUUAAUACUCUGAUGUUUACCGAGAACAACAACAACGACGCCACCCAAAUCGUUGCGUACAACUACCGCUUGCAAACGAUCAGCGCGGAAGCUAACGUGGCUCUGAACAAAGCCAUGGAGAGAUUGCAAUUAGAAGGUGGACCUGACGCGUUGACUUUAGCUCAAGAAGCGUAUAAUGAAGCAAAGUCUAAUAUAAGCAAUUGGGUGAGGACUGAGGAAGGCGCGGCAUCGGCACUAGAAUGUGUUGUUAUUGGAAUGCUGUGUAACUUGAACAGGAGAUAUCUUAUGUUGGAGAAUGGAGCUCAGAGCGCUGGCGACUGUCUCGUCGACCUGACGUCGAGGGAAGGGGAAUGGUUCCUGGACGAUAUGAGCGCUCUGUCAAUGCAAGCCGUGGAGUUACUUUCCCUGCUGCCGCUGCAGUCUGCCUCAGCUGAGGAAGCCGCUAUGCCGGUCGCGGUGGAAUGCGUCCGGAACGCGAACCUUCUUCUGGCAGAUUUGGUUCAACUGAAUUACAACUUCAGCACGAUCAUUCUCCCCGAGGCGCUGAAGAAGGUGCACUCCGAGGACCCGUCGGUGCUGCUGAUGAUCACGGAGCUGAACUCGGUCAUCGUGAACAGCCCGGUGCCGCUUAACGAUCUGCUGGCACAGCUGGAACUGCAUUUGAGAUAUCUGAUCAUGGAUAUGGAGUCCCCAGCCAGCGGCGCGCAGCUGCUAGCAGCAGAACUGCGCGCGCGGUACGAGGCGCUGCUCUCAGCGGACGGCGAGGGGGAGCAGGGCGCGGGCCGCAUGCUGCUCAUGGGCUUCAACGGGCUCUUCGCGGCCGUGGAGCUGCGCGCGCGAGAGCUGGCCGACCACCUGGCCGUGCCCAUCCCGCCAGCCUGGCGCAAGAUCGACCACAUCAGCGACGCCAUGCAUAUGUCGGCAGCCCUCCAGAGCCCGGUGCUGCGCUCAGUCCUGGAGGACGUGUUCCUGGUGCGGCGCGUGCAGACCGUGGCCGAGGUGUUCGCCAUGUGCGUGGGCUCCGCGCGCGCCUUCAGCGGCGCCGGCGCGCCCGCCAGACCGUGGCCGAGUGUUCCCAUGUGCGUGGGCUCCGCGCUUGCCGACGACGCCGCGCUCUGCAAGCCGGUCAGGAGGUUCACGGCGGAGUACGUGUCGCGCUGCGUGCUGGGCGUGCACUCGCGCGCGCUGGCCUGCGCGCUGUGCCUGCUGCUGCGCCGCGCCGCGCUCGACCUGCACGCCGAGGUCGAGCAGAAGGAGAUCGGAGCAUCGUGGAGCGUGUCCCUAGAAUCCCUAUGCGAGAAAGCGCGCGCGUCCUGGCGUGCCGGAGCCGGCGUGCUCGAGCGCGCGGGAAGCCUGGCCGCGGCUGCACGCGCCGCGCGUGCCCGCUGCGUGCGCGCCACCGCCGCGCACCGCACGCACGCGCGCGCCGCCGCGCUCGCGCACCACGCGCGGCUUAGGGCGCUGGCGCACGCGCAACUGCACGCUGAGGUGGUGGGCGGCGCGCAGGACCCGGGCCCGCUGCUGGCGCGGCGCGCGCGUGAACUCGGCGCAGCUGGAGAUAGGCUGGCGGCAGCCGCGGCGCGCGCGCAGGCACUCGUCACCGCCGCGCACCAGAGAGUGAAAUGGGGCGCCGGCGCAAACCCGGCUCUAUCCUGCGUGGUGGUGUCCCUGGAACGCGCGUGGGCCGCACGUCGCGCGCGCGCGCACGCACUGGCCGCGGGAGCGCGCCAGCUGAGCACGCACGCACGCCGCGCGUCGAUGGCGCGCGCCGCCGCCGCGCGACACAAGCACGCCAAGGCGCUGCGCACGUCACUCGCGCACUGGGAGAAGGCAUGUACCCUGGCGCAGAAGUACUCGCUGCAGGUGACGCCGCUGGAGGAGUCGCUGAUGGAGAUGCUGCAUCCUGAAGGGAACAUCGACACGCAGUGGGUGGACAGCGUGAACGCGUUAAUCCGCGAGCUGACGACGCAGCGCACGCAGGAGGCGGCGGCGGCGCGCGCGCGCGUGACCGGCGCCGCCGCCCGCCUGCACGCCGCCGCCGCCGCCGCCGCCGCCGCCCACGCCGCCCGCCGCGCGCUGCUCGCCGACACCGCCGCGCCGCUUGCAGUACUGGCGCACCAUAAGUGUCUAAAGCCCGCCUGCACGCCGCCGCCGCCGCCGCCGCCGCCGCCGCCGCCCACGCCCACGCCGCCCGCCGGGCGCUGCUCGCCGACACCGCCGCGCCGCUUGCCGUGCUCGCACACCAUAAGUCCGCCUGCACGCCGCCGCCGCCGCCGCCGCGCGCUGCUCGCCGACACCGCCGCGCCGCUCGCCGUGCUGGCGCACCAUAAGUUUGUAGUGGCGUCGCCACAUUACAGCAGUAACAACUACCGAAAUAUCGCAGUGUCUAAAGUCCGCCUGCACGCCGACACCGCCGCGCCGCUCGCCGUGCUGGCGCAUCACAAGGUAGGAAACCUUAUUAUUUACAGCAGUAACAACUACCGAAAUACCGCAGUGUCUAAAGUCCGCCUGCACGCCGCCGCCGCCGCGCCGCUCGCCGUGCUGGUGCACCAUAAGGUAGGAAACCUUAUUAUUUACAGCAGUAACAACUACCGAAAUAUCGCAGUGUCUAAAGUCCGCCUGCUCGCCGACACCGCCGCGCCGCUUGCCGUGCUGGCACACCAUAAGGUAGGAAACCUUAUUAUUUACAGCAGUAACAACUACCGAAAUAUCGCAGUCUCUAAAGUCCGCCUGCUCGCCGACACCGCCGCGCCGCUCGCCGUGCUCGCACACCAUAAGUGUGUGUUGCCAGUGAUGGUAUACGGAUCUGAGACGUGGUCGCUUACUAUGGGCCUCGUAAGAAGGCUCAAGGUCACCCAAAGGGCCACGGAGCGUGCUAUGCUCGGAGUUUCCGUAUCCGGAGUGAACCCGGCAACAACGUAUCUGGCCGCGGAGCGCGCAGCCGAGGCCCUGGUGGGCGCGCUACAGGCGGCGGGCGAAGCCUCUGAGGGGGCGGAGCCCGAGCCGGCGGGUGGGGAGCGAGCCCGCGCCGCCGCCGCCGCGCACGCCGCCGGGCAACUUGCCGCCGACAUGCCCGCUUUGACCGACAUGCUGCUGGACCUGCACCACGCGUGGGACAGCAGCGCGCGGCGCCUGACGCGGCAGCCGGCGCUUGCGCACCACGCACACGGAGCAUCAACAUCGGCGUGGCCCUCAGCCAGUACCAGUGGGCCCGGAGGGCCCGGGGGCCCGGCGGGGGGCCGCAGCGCGACGGGCGCGGGCGUGUGGCGCCGCGUGCGCCUGAAGCUGGAGGGCCGCGAGCGCGAUGCGGCGCGCCGCGCCAUGCCGCAGGAACAGGUGGAGUACAUAAUAUCGGAAGCGACCAGCGCAGAGAACCUGUGCCUGAUGUACGAGGGCUGGAUGGCGUGGGUAUGAAGCGCCCGCGGGACCCUCCUGAGGGACCGGACCCACACGACGCCCCGCCCACGGCGCGCGGCGAGCAGCGCCCGGCGCUCGACGACUCGGCCUGCUGACGGUUUAGAUUGCUUCUCGAUCGAUGUAUCUCUUUGUUUAAAUUCGAAAACGCACGUCCGUUUUCGCAGUGGAGGCCCGACGCGAGCACCCGCGGGCCGCAGACACGAUCGGGACUGCCGCGUACGAAACGCGCCCGCGGCAGGCCGGCCAGCUUUACGAUCCCAGUCGUCAAGGACGACGACACCCGGACGCGUCGACUCGUUAGAUUCGUCGAUGUCGACGAAAGUCGACGGUAGUGGCGGUCAUCGAUUAAAUAUAUUUCGUGCAUGUUCUGAACCGACUCCGCUUCGCAUCGAGGCGCCCGACCGAGUCCGAGAUCAGUGUUUCGCUGUAAGUUUCGAUUCCCAUAACGUCAAUAGCAGUAAGUGCCCCCGACCGGCACCCUAGAUUAGUCAGUUCGGUGCUGACGGAGCACCGAACCCGUCGCUCUCUCGAACAGCGUUCGCGCCGCGAACGUUCGUCCCGCCCACCUCGGACGAUAGUGUAAUCGCAUAACGUAUUUUAUAGUAGUCGUAUUGUAUUUUAGUUCGAACUCGUUCGCUGUGAAUUUUUUGUCACCAUCUAUUGACACUGACGAUCGCUCGAAAUGAUGAUUCCUAGUUCUGAUUUUAGAAGAUCUUUUACCAGGGGUUUGUACGAGGAUAACAUGCAAAGAAUUUGCAGAAAAUAAGUUCUUUUCCAUUAUUAUGUAUCACAUAUUUACCCGCAUAACCCUAUCGUGUGAAUGUAGUGUGUGUGAGCCGAAUUGUCUAUCCCAUCGCUUCGUAAGAUUGUGACGGUGAACGUGUCCUUUGUCCACUUGACUUCAAGCGAUCGCAUCUAGCUUGCUAACCUAGAACAGGAAUACGUUCACCGAGAAUGUUUGUAUGUAUCGCUUCAUUUUAAUAGUAAUAAAUGGUGUAUGUCAAA